AUGAUCGGACCCCGGCCGAAGGGAGGGAGCAGCACCCGGAUGACCCUCCGCUCCCUGCUAUGGCUCUUUUUGUUCCUCAAGAAUGCAGCAUCUUUCCAAGUUACUGUCCGAGAUGACAACUGCAUUGUAGUGUCGUUGGAGGAGUCUGAUGUAGUGAGCUCGUCCUUUGUGUACGUUGUGAAGAUAACUGGUGAAUCCAAGAACUACUUUUUCCAGUUUGAAGAAUUCAACAGCACUUUACCUUCCCCUGUGGUUUUUAAUGCCAGUUAUCAUGGCCUUUAUUACAUAGUGACUCUGAUGGUGGUGAAUUCCAACAUGGUUUCCAAACCAGUGAGGUCGAUCACUGUGUUAACCAAACCUCUUCCCAUAAGCAGCGUUUCUAUCUAUGACUACAAACCAUCUCCAGAAACGGGAGUGUUGUUUGAAAUUCAGUAUCCAGAGAAGUACAAUGUUUUCACCAGAGUAAACAUAAGCUAUUGGGAAGGCAAAGACUAUAGAACAAUGUUAUACAAAGAUUUCUUUAAAGGUAAAACAGUUUUCAAUCACUGGCUGCCAGGAAUAUGCUACAGCAACAUCACAUUUCAGUUGGUGUCAGAAGCAACAUUCAACAAAAGCACGCUAGUGGAAUAUAGCGGUGUCAGGCAUGAACCCAAACAGCACAGAACAGUUCCCUACCCUCCUCGAAAUAUUUCUGUCCAGAUUGUACAUAUGAACAAGAAUAACUGGGAGGAACACAGUGGGAAUUUCCCAGAAGAAUCAUUCAUGGGACCACAGGAUGUAAUAGGGCAAGAUAAACUUACCCAUUUUUCUAAUGACCCCACUGAAAUUCCCUCAGCAAACACCUCUUACGCAUGGCCUGAUUACCACUAUAACAGCACUGAUUACACAACUACAUCCCAACCAUACUGGUGGACUAAUGAAGCUGAUUCGUCAGAAAGUGAAGAUGAGUUUGUCAAUGUAGUUCCCAGUGAAUAUGAGAACACCAGUACAGCCAGCAUGUCAGGGAAACUUACACCAGAAACUCCAUCUUUCCUCCCUGUGCAAAUGGUGCUAAGCUGGUUGCCACCAAAACCACCCACGGCAUUUGAUGGAUUUCAUAUUAACAUUGAAAGAGAAGAGAACUCCACAGAAUUUUUGACGGUAGGUGAGGAUACUCACGAAUUUAUUGCUGAACUGAAAGAACCGGGGAAAUAUAAGUUAUCUGUGACAACCUUUAGUUCCUCUGGAUCUUGUGAAAUUCGGAGAAGUCAAUCAGCCAAAACGCUUAGUUUUUACAUAAGUCCGACAGGGGAAUGGAUUGAAGAACUGACAGAAAAGCCCCAGCACGUGAGUGUGACUGUGCUAAGUUCUACCACUGCCUUAAUGUCCUGGACGUCUUCACGAGACAGCAGCAGCAACAACACGAUAGUGUCUGUUGUGUCACUGACCUGCCAGAAGCAAAAGGAGAGUCAAAGACUUGAAAAGCAUUAUUGCACCGAGGUGAAUUCAAGCAACAGCAUCAUUGAAAAUCUUGUUCCCGGUGCCCAGUACCAGGUUGUGAUUUAUUUACGUAAAGGCCCAUUGGUUGGACCUCCUUCUGAUCCUGUUACAUUUGCCAUUGUACCCACUGGAAUAAAGGAUUUGAUGCUUUACCCUUUGGGACCUACAGCUGUGAUUCUCAGUUGGAACAGGCCUUACCUUGGGGUGUUCAGGAAAUAUAUUGUAGAAAUGUUUUACUUCAACCCAUCAACGAUGACCUCUGAGUGGACGACCUACUAUGAAAUUGCAGCUACUGUCUCCUUAACUGCAUCAGUGAAAAUAGCCAAUCUAUUGCCCGCUUGGUAUUACAACUUUCGGGUUACCAUGGUGACUUGGGGAGACCCAGAAUUGAGCUGCUGUGACAGUUCUACCAUCAGCUACAUAACAGCCCCAGUGUCACCAGAGAUCACCUCAGUAGAAUAUUUCAACAAUCUGCUGUAUGUCAGUUGGACAUAUGGAGAUGAUGGGACCAACCUGUCUCAUUCCAGGAUGCUGCACUGGAUGGUCAUUGCUGAAGGCAAGAAAAAAAUCAAAAAGAGCGUGACACGGAAUGUGAUGACUGCAGUUCUGAGCCUGCCUCCGGGAGACAUCUACAACCUUUCAGUGACUGCUUGUACUGAGAGAGGCAGCAACACCUCCACACCACAGAUUGUGAAACUGGCUGCAAGGCAGGGAAAGCAGUCCAUCAGGUUACCUAGAGAGCCAGGUGUACAGACUUCUGAAAAGGAACCUGUUACUGUUUCUUCACAUGUAGUGACUAUCUCCAGCCUACUGCCUGCCACGUCCUACAAUUGCAGCGUGACUACCUUCAGCCACAACAGCCCUAGCGUUCCCACCUUCAUAGCUGUCUCUACCAUGGUUACUGAGAUGAAUCCCAACAUAGUGGUGAUCUCUGUGUUAGCCAUCCUGAGCAUUCUCCUGAUUGGACUGUUGCUUGUGACUCUUGUUGUACUCAGGCGGAAACAUCUGCAAAUGGCCAGGGAGUGUGGGGCUGGAACCUUUGUCAAUUUUGCUUCAUUGGAGAGAGAUGGAAAACUUCCAUAUAACUGGCGUAGAAGUGUAUUUGCUUUCCUAACUCUGCUACCCUCAUGCCUCUGGACUGAUUAUCUUUUGGCAUUUUAUAUUAAUCCUUGGAGUAAAAAUGGAUUAAAGAAGAGGAAGCUGACCAACCCUGUGCAGUUGGAUGACUUCGAUGGCUACAUCAAGGAUAUGGCCAAAGAUUCAGAUUAUAAAUUUUCUCUGCAGUUUGAGGAGCUAAAACUGAUUGGGCUUGACAUACCCCAUUUUGCUGCUGACCUUCCCAUGAAUCGAUGUAAAAAUCGCUAUACAAAUAUCCUGCCAUAUGACUUUAGCCGUGUCAGAUUAAUUUCGAUGAAUGAAGAAGAAGGUUCAGACUACAUUAAUGCCAACUAUAUUCCUGGCUACAACUCACCACAGGAAUACAUUGCAACCCAGGGGCCAUUGCCAGAGACAAGGAAUGAUUUUUGGAAGAUGGUUCUCCAGCAAAAAUCACAAAUCAUUGUUAUGCUCACUCAGUGUAAUGAAAAAAGAAGGGUGAAAUGUGAUCAUUACUGGCCUUUUACAGAAGAGCCUAUUGCUUAUGGGGACAUCACAGUGGAGAUGCUUUCUGAGGAGGAGCAAACGGACUGGUCUUAUAGGAACUUCAGAAUCAGUUAUGCUGAUGAGGUGCAAGAUGUAAUGCAUUUUAACUACACUGCCUGGCCUGAUCAUGGUGUCCCCACUACAAAUGCUGCAGAGAGCAUCUUGCAGUUUGUACAGAUGGUCAGACAGCAGUCAACAAAGAGUAAAGGCCCCAUGGUCAUACACUGCAGUGCUGGCGUGGGACGGACAGGAACAUUUAUAGCAUUGGAUCGGCUCUUACAGCACAUUCGUGAUCAUGAGUUUGUAGAUAUAUUAGGGCUGGUGUCUGACAUGCGGUCUUAUAGGAUGUCCAUGGUACAGACAGAGGAACAAUACAUUUUUAUUCACCAGUGUGUGCAAUUGAUGUGGCUAAAGAAGAAACAGCAAUUCUGCAUCAGUGAUGUCAUAUAUGAGAAUGUCAGCAAGUCCUAGUUCAGAAUCACAGGUGAUGAGACCAUGAAGUACACCCAUCUUCCCUUGCUUCAGAUUUUUUUUUAUUGUUUUGUUUGUUUGAACUGCUAGCUGUUUUGCCAU
Molecule: messenger RNA, 3693 nt
Organism: Terrapene triunguis (Three-toed box turtle)
Lineage: Eukaryota; Metazoa; Chordata; Testudines; Emydidae
Gene: PTPRO
Product: protein tyrosine phosphatase receptor type O
Exons: 27
Coding region: 1-3591 (1196 amino acids)
Biological process (GO): peptidyl-tyrosine dephosphorylation involved in inactivation of protein kinase activity; negative regulation of canonical Wnt signaling pathway; podocyte differentiation
Cellular component (GO): plasma membrane; glutamatergic synapse; GABA-ergic synapse
Molecular function (GO): Wnt-protein binding; protein tyrosine phosphatase activity; cadherin binding
Source: RefSeq, a predicted model, not a curated record